AUGAUUCUUGUCGGGAUAUCAAUUCUUUGGAUUCCAGUUAUUCGAGCAGCACAAAGUGCAAGAUUAUUCGAUUAUAUUCAAGCUGUUUCACCAUUUUUAGCACCUCCAGUUGCUGCGUGUUAUUUACUCGGGAUUUUAUGGAAACGAAUCAAUGAAGAAGGAGCAUUUUGGGGUUUGAUAUGUGGCUUAUUUAUUGGAAUAAUUCGAUUCAUUUGGGAAUAUUCUUAUAAUGCAAUGCCUUGUCAACUCGAACAUCUAGAUAGGCGUCCAUCAGUAGUUCGAUUUAAUUUUCUGUAUUUUUCAGUUCUUCUUUUCAUAAUCUCUGGUAUUGUAACCAUCGUUGUCAGUCUUCUGACAAAACCUAUUCCAGAAAAAUAUAUAUCCGGUUUAACCAUUUUUGAUCUUGAUAAUCCAGAAAAAGCAAUUGAAAUUCCUACUCGACCUGGAUGUAUGCAUGAAGCAAACACAUAUUAUGAUGAAGAACAACCUUGUCCCUUCGAGAAUUCAUCUUCAUAUCAUAUCGAUCAACCUCCUACUGAAACUGAAAGGAAAGCUUUACAUUUUUUCGAAACAGGUAUCGAUAUCAAAUCUUUUUCUUUCCAAUCAAGGAAAUCUUUUCUUUCAGGCGAUUCCAUGGGAAUUGUUUUUUAUUUAAAAACUGCCUUUGUUUGGAUUUGUGGUUUGGAAAGACCCGAUAAACUCGAUAGUCAAUCAACGUGUUCGGAUAGUCAUCCACAGGAUAAUACCACUAAUCGACGAAAUAGCACUUCAAUUCAUGAGGAACAUGUUUCAUCAUGGCAUAAAGAAUGUUCCUAUGUCGCAAUUAUUAUGCUUGCUCUAUCUGCUUUUGUCUGGGCUUUUUUUACUGAUUAUCGAAUACGACUAAAUUAG
Rotaria sp. Silwood2 is the source of this 891-nucleotide messenger RNA. The record is from the annotation of a GenBank genome assembly. Lineage: Eukaryota; Metazoa; Rotifera; Eurotatoria; Philodinida; Philodinidae.